This is a messenger RNA of Brenthis ino (lesser marbled fritillary), 1647 nucleotides long. The record is from the annotation of a GenBank genome assembly. Lineage: Eukaryota; Metazoa; Arthropoda; Insecta; Lepidoptera; Nymphalidae.
AUGGGCGAAGAUAAGAACGGAACAGAAGAGAACGUAGCAGCUAAUGAGGAAGAAGAAGCGCCAGAACUACAACCAGACCCAGACGAGGACAACAUGCAAAAACAAAUGAACACUAUCAACAAAGAACUUGCGAAGAAAUAUUCAGACCACGCGAUACGCCAACGUGAGAAUGAGAAGAACUCAUAUAUUAUACAAAGUAUUAAGAACUCUAACUCUGGCAUCAGCGUGAAGGAGUUUAACGAAGAAACACUUCUGGCCGAAUCGAAGACUGUGGCUAGAUUCUCGCCAGUAUGGAAACAGACCCUGGCCGCGUCUGCAGCUAUCAUCAUGACUUUCACAGCUGGACUCACUUCGGGUUACUCCGCCAUACUUCUGCCUCAACUGAGAGCUUCCAACACGAUACCCUGUGAUGAAAGUACCGCUUCAUGGAUUGCGGCUAUGGCAGCUCUUCCUAUGGCACCGGGGUGCCUCAUCGCCGGUUGGCUCAUGGAGAAAUUCGGAAGAAGAAAUGCACACUAUAUGAUCUGCGCACCUUUCUUACUUGGUUGGAUCCUCAUUGCCGCAGCUAACAACCUCGCUCUCAUACUCCUCGGAAGAUUCUUUACGGGACUUUGUGUUGGUCUCAUUGGACCCUUAGGACCAGUCUUCAUAAGUGAAACAUCCAGUCCACAGUUGAGAGGUAUUUUCCUCGCGGGAAUAUCUUUAGCCAUCGCUUUUGGCAUCUUUGUCGCUCACCUAAUUGGUACUUACGUUCACUGGCAAUGGACAGCUAUCGUUUGCUGCAUAUUCCCAAUAAUAUCUGUGAUACAACUAAGUUUUAUUCCUGAGAGUCCAACAUGGCUAAUUUCAAAAGGCCAAAUUGAAGAUGGCGUUAAAGCUUUCAGUUGGUUACGAGGCUAUGAUGAUGAAGCUAGAGCUGAACUAAAAGCUAUCAUAGACAAAAGAAAAGCGGCUGACUUGGAACCUAUACCAACUUUACGGGAAAAAUUAAACAACUUAAAAUCGCCAGAACUCUUGAAGCCAUUAUUUAUUAUGAUUGCAUUUUUUGUGACCUGCCAAUUUUCAGGCGUCAACGCUGUUGCAUUUUAUUCCAUAGAGAUUAUAGAGAAGGCGGUCGGCAAAGGUAUUGAUCAUUACGUAGCGAUGUUGGCGAUUGACUCUUUACGUACAGUAAUGUCGGUUGUAGCUUGUAUAACUUGCAAGAAAUAUGGUCGUAGACCAUUGUGCAUGAUUAGCGGAGUUUUCACUGCUUUAUCAAUGGUUGGGCUUUCCAUGUUUUUAUACUGGGCUGAUGGAAAGCCAACCAACAUGACAUGGAUUCCAUUAUCAUGCCUGAUGACUUACAUAUGUGCCAUUUCGAUAGGACUUGUUCCGUUACCCUGGAUGAUGUGUGGGGAAGUUUUCCCAACGAAAGUUCGUGGACUUGGAUCCGGCAUAAGUUCUGCAACAACUUUUGUUGCCUUCUUUAUUGUAGUCAAAACCGCCCCUGGUAUGAUGAAAAGCCUUGGAGAAGUAGUGACAUUCAUGUCUUACGGUAUUAUAGCACUUAUCGGUACUGGUAUCCUAUACUUUAUAUUACCAGAGACUAAAGGAAAAAGUCUACAAGAAAUUGAAGAUAAAUUUAAGAGUGGUAAAAUAAGCAUAGCC